Messenger RNA from Clunio marinus, 3641 nucleotides. The record is from the annotation of a GenBank genome assembly. Lineage: Eukaryota; Metazoa; Arthropoda; Insecta; Diptera; Chironomidae.
AUUAUAAUUUAAAUGGUUAUCCAUGUGUGUCCAAAAAACUCAAGCCGGGUAAAUUAACGAAAGAUAGAGAAAAUGAGAAACCCAACUUGUUACUUUGUGAAGACUGCAAAAUAAAAUUUCUCGUAGACAAUUUAGUAUUUAUUCGGUUUUGUUCCCGUCAACAACUUGAAACAGUGCGCAGUGUUGUACAAAUAUUAUCAAUCAGAAACAUCUGUUAUCACAUCCGAAUGGUGUAAUUUGAAAAAAGGAAAACAAGAAAAACUAUUGAGAUUUUUAUGAAUUGUCAUAGUGAAUUGUCAUAGGUUAUUUCGGAUAACUGAGAAUUGUGUGAAGUGAAAGAACAUAAAAAGAAAUAAAUGGUUAAAUAUAUAAAAUAGGAAUUGAAUUGAGCUAAAUUAUAUUGAAAGAAAUAGAAAUCAAAGCAUAUCGCACUCUUUGAUGACCCAUCUUCCUCAGAAUUUCAUAAAAACAGUUAUACUAAACUUGUGCGGCAUACUCAAGUGUUAAUUAAGCUUACAGUACAAAACUGUACCAUAUUACACCUCUGUUCUAUUAAGAACAUUUUUGUGGAUUUUUAGCUAAUCACAGACAAAUAAAUAUAUAUUUCGUUCAACCCCUUUUGUCUUCAGCUUUCCUUCUCUUCUUCUUUACUUCUUUGUGACACUCUCAAAGCUCAAGGGUGAAAAUGCAAAACAAUUUUGUAUCAUAUUAUGACAAGUGAUUGACGACCCGAAAAAUUGAAAUGGAUGUAAUUGAGUCAAAAAUGAAAUCAUCAAAAUAAAUCUCGCAAUCAGUUAAAAUAACUAUGAGGUGACCCUAAAGGAAUAGCAAUCAAAUUCCUCCCUCUAAGGACAUCAAAUAGAGUAAAUCAACAGUAUCAUCACACGAAACGACCCAACAAUUCUUUUUUUCUCUUCCAUUGCAUUAUUUUUUCAUCUCCUCCUGCCAAAGUUCAUUUCAUAAGAAGGCGAAUCUUUCUUUUUCUCUCAUUCUACAUUUUAUUACAAACACUCUUACACACUCAAGAGACGUUUUCUUUUUAUCAUUUUGGGAAUUCUUCUCAUUUUCUUCUAUUGUUAAUUUAAUCUUGGACAUCAGUGAUAAAAACGACGGAAAGGAAAACGGAUAAGACAAGCAGAACGAAAAUAAAACAAAUUGAAUCAAAGAGAGAGGCAGCAGAAAAGCAUCCUAGACAACGACGACGACAGCGUUGACAUUAAAAGUUCCUUAAAUGUUUUUCUCGAAGGACGAUAAUAUUAAAUUAAUUAGCAACAAUCAUCAAUUAAAACACGCCAUGAGACUGCCGAGAAAUCGACGUACUGUGAUUGUUGGGGGGCUCUUCGCAUUUACACUUUUAAUAGUGCUUUUCAAGACCGACAAACUUCGACCCUCAUGUUCCUAUCGUGAUGGUGAUGAAAGCACAAUGGUACGGGAAGAAAAAUUCGUUCAAGACAAAGAUCAUAACAAUUACGUUUACCAUCGAAAUAUGCCUUUGGUGUUUAUUGGCGGUGUGCCACGAUCCGGUACAACAUUAAUGCGUGCCAUGCUUGACGCACAUCCUGAAGUACGUUGCGGACAAGAGACACGAGUCAUACCGAGAAUUCUUCAACUUCGUUCACAUUGGAUGAAGUCUGAGAAGGAGAGUAUGCGUCUUGAAGAAGCCGGCAUCCACAAAGAAGUGCUUAAUAGUGCCAUUGCACAAUUUUGCUUAGAAAUUAUUGCAAAACAUGGUGAUCCAGCCCCAAGAUUAUGUAAUAAAGAUCCACUUACUCUUAAAAUGGGAUCUUAUGUUAUUGAACUUUUUCCGAAUGCAAAAUUCCUUUUUAUGGUGCGCGAUGGACGUGCAACAGUUCAUUCAAUAAUCUCGAGAAAAGUCACAAUUACUGGCUUCGAUCUCACAAAUUACCGCCAAUGCAUGCAAAAGUGGAAUCAGGCUAUAACAACAAUGCACGAUCAGUGUCAGGAAAUAGGAAAAGAACGUUGUCUGAUGGUUCACUAUGAGCAGUUGGUGCUACAACCGAAGAAGUCAAUGGAAAAAAUUCUUGAAUUUCUUGACAUUCCUUGGAAUGAUUCAGUUCUUCACCACGAAGAUUUUAUCAAUAAAGAAAAUGGAGUAGCUUUAUCCAAAGUUGAACGAUCGUCAGAUCAAGUGAUAAAACCAGUGAAUUUAGAGGCACUUACAAAAUGGGCACGUCAAACCCUCUUCUUACUUACAAAGUGUUCACAUUUUAUAUCCGUCUUUCUUUUUUCUGUCACAGGCUACGAUCCUUAUGCAAAUCCACCCAACUAUGGAAAAGCCGAUGAAGUUGUAAAGGAGAAUACCAACAAGGUGAAAAAGAAUCAAGAGCUUUGGGAUCACAAAGUGAAACAACUACUGAAGCGUAAUGAGGAGGGCGACGAAAAUGAUGAUAAUCAAGAUGACAAUCCAAAUGACGGUGAACGAACGUGAUGAAGCAGAUGAGUAGACAUUAAAACAUCUUCACUUGUCUCCUUUUAUUGAACAGCAAGAGUGAUGAGUUCGAAAGCUAAAAUAAUUCCUUUCAUUUUCAUUUUCAACCUGAAUGAUGAUGAAAUUCGAAGAAGAAAAUGAAAUAAAAAAAGUCACAAUUCUCUUCUUCUUGUCUCCAUUCUUUAUUAAGGAAGAAAAAAUUUUCGUUAAUCCAAUUUUGUGCAAUGACUGAGUUAUAUUUUUUUUCUAUAAAAAUAGUCUUAAAAUGAAGCAAGAUAAUGAAGUAGAAUGAAAGUUAAAAGUUGCAGAACGUGUCGGAUUGAAUGGAUGAAAUUUAGCAAAACAUAUACGGCACUUAUCCAAACAUGUUAUUCUUUAUUUGUUUAAGUCUAAGUACAUAGUGUUUAGUUUUGAGAAGUCACGAUUCAGGAGACUUAAGUCAACAAAAAAAAAACAUAAAAACUUGAAAACUUUUUAUUUCCUUCUCAAGAGGGGAAGAUUGUUUACGAAACGGUUACUUCAACCUUAAAUGUUCUGCCUUCUUCACUGGCCAUUCCCAAAGGUGGACAAUAACUGACAAGUGCACUAAGUUGAAAUAAUUUUAAAUUCAUUUUACAAUAUAAAUAAUUCUUCUUCUGUCAGAGUUGAUAAGUAAAAAUUCUUCAGAGAAAAUAAAAAAAACCCAUAAUAAGUAAUGUAGACCACAUUUUACAGCACUGAAAAAAAAAAUUUCUCUGAAGAAUGCUGAUGAAAAACUGCGACCUUUUAUCAUUCUACUUUAUUACUUAUACCUGAGGGAAAAAGGGAAUUUUGUGUUCUCCUUUUGAGUUGAAGAUUCAAUUAGAUUUUCUCCACACCAUUUUCCUUAGUAUACUUUUUUCAUCAUAGCUUAUUUAUUUAAUAAUAAUUGAAGAAGUCAAUCUUAGUUAUAAAAUGAGAAUAAAGUUAUUAAAGUGCAAAAUGACAUAACUAAUUGAUGUUGAAUGUUUAAGUGGUGCGGAAUAAUUAAAAAAAUAAAAUUAAUUCUUAUAAGAAGUGAAAUGAAUGGAUUGUUUGAAAAUUAUGUCAAAAAAAGGAAAAAUCAUUUUUCAUGUUACAUCCUUGUUCAUUUUAUUCGCAAUUUUUCAGCAUAAAUUUGAUAAUAUAUUUAUAGAUGAUUUCAACCGUGACUUAACUUCCGUAAAACAUUUAA